Harpia harpyja (harpy eagle) is the source of this 3270-nucleotide messenger RNA. It is a transcript of the gene LYPD6B, whose product is annotated as LY6/PLAUR domain containing 6B. Gene Ontology annotation, molecular function: acetylcholine receptor regulator activity. The coding region runs from base 229 to 738 and encodes 169 amino acids. The record is from RefSeq and is a predicted model, not a curated record. The transcript has 6 exons. Lineage: Eukaryota; Metazoa; Chordata; Aves; Accipitriformes; Accipitridae.
CUGGAUUUUGUACAUUCGAAGGAAAGGAAUGCUUCGGUUAUUCGUGUGUGUGACUCAAAGGACUUCUGGAUGAGGUGCAUGUCUAACAGUUCAGAAGUGGUGAAAAGAUUCUUCUUAAUCCUGGGCUAUAGUCAGAAGAAAUCUGGACCAUCCAGAGAAAAUAGUCUUGGAGGUACAUUGCAAGUAGAGGCCUAAGAGUUUUGCUUUUCAUGUACAACAAUACUCAGCAUGUUGUUAUUCUAUCACAUGCUAGCCAGAGCCUUUCUUCCGUUCUUCAUCCUGUCAGGAAAUUGGGUUUCAGCUGAGAACAUCAACUUUUACAAUGUGAGACCUCCACUAGACCCCACUCCGUUUCCAAACAGUUUUAAGUGCUUUACCUGUGAUAAUGCAGUGGACAAUUACAACUGUAACAGAUGGGCUGAAGAUAGAUGGUGUCCUGAAAAUACUCAGUACUGUUUGACAGUUCAUCUCUUCACAGACCAUGGGAAGAGUACAUCAGUCACCAAAAAAUGUGCUACUGGAGAAGAAUGCCAUUUUGUAGGCUGCCACCGUCACAGGGAAAGUGGCCACACAGAAUGUGUUUCUUGCUGCGAAGGCAUGAUUUGCAAUGUAGAAAUACCAACCAAUCACACAAAUGCAGUAUUUGCUGUAUUGCAUGCCCGGAGAACAUCGGAUGGCAGUGGGCGGACAGUCAACAUGGCAGUGCUUGUAUCAGUCAUGAUGAUCACGUUGUUGUGAUGCAGCAUCUUCCCGUUAUAUCUGCUUGAGAGGGUCCGCUUUUCUGUGGGCGAUAAGAAACUGUAAGAAGAUUGUUACAGUAUGUGCAAGGAGAAAUCACUGAUGCUUCUUAAUUACGGAAAAUGUAAGGGGACAGUGAAAAGGCAAGUGUACAUCAUGAAGUCCUUGGAUAUUUUAGUGAAGAUACUUCAUAUGGCAUGCAGUAUUUAAAAAAAAACAAAACACAACAACCCACUGGUUGACUAGGUGGUGGGGUGAACUCAAGUUAUUAUAAUUCACUAUGUUAUGAUGAAAAUGCACAUAUGCUUGGCAUGUUUUUUGAACAGAGAAAAGUGUCUGUAGACAAUCACUUUCCCAGGUGAGAUAAAAAGGAACUUUCGAUGGGCGAUGUGCCAACAGGUAUCUCAAUGGAAACUGGUUUUAAACUGGUUUUCGUUGUGCAUAAAUAACAUGGAGUUUCUUGUCUUGAUCAACAGGUGUAUUUAAGCUUAUCCUUAGUUAUGGUUUUCAUAGAGAACAUGUAUGGUUUUCAUAGAGAACAUAUAUGAGAGAAUUUUUUUUUCUGUUUUGAUCAGAGCUAUCAUUUCUACUGGAAAUAAUACAAAAUAAUACUUUAUAUCCUUCUUUUCUGUAAAAUGUUGUCUCACACUCAGAUUUUAAAACAGUGUGAAGUUAUGUAGAAUUUCUGUCUAAAAAUUAUGAACUGUUUGAGCACCUAAAUCAGAAUUCCUUUCCCUUCCACAAAGGGAUUAUUUUCUUGCAAUAGAAUCUCACCCCAGCUGAAUCUUUGUCUUUGUGAUAUUGUUCAAAGUGGUGGUAACGCCAUGACUUUGAAAUUGCAACUUUGGUCAAGCAGCUACAUUAUCAUAAAAAUUGUAAGUGGGCAUUUGGUAUAAGUAAGGAGAGAAGUCUGCUGUGUUCUCUCUUGAUUUGCAGAAGUUUCUCCCAGAAAUGUUACUGUCCAUGAUGGAUCUUCGACUUGUAAGUCAGCACUGUUGGAUACCCCAGACCUCUGGACAUCAUUGUUAUGUAGCUUUGCCGCCCCCAUUUGAAAAAUUUGGGCCAAGAUUCUAUUUUUCAUUACAAUAUUGAGGGGUUUAAUGUGGUUUAUUUGCAGUUUGACCAUUUGACUCCUUAGGUUUUAGAUGCCUGUUUACCAGUUAGAUGAACAGCUACAAAUUUGACAAAUAAUAGAGUUUAGAUUACAGUUAGACGUACUAAAACCUUCUUUGUUUUCCUGUGUAAACCUUGUGAUGCAGACCAGCAUAAAUGAGCCACUUGUGUGAACUCUCACACCUUCUAGCACAGAACAGUGCUUUCCAGGGCUCUGAUAGAUCAAGCUGUUAUAGACUGGCCUAAACACAGUCUUUAAUAGGUCAGACUUACAGCGUCUGCAUUGGUUACUUCAUUAAUGCUUAUGUUCUUUGCACUGCAAACGCCCUGAUUGUAGAGACCAGCAGGUACUGAUAUUAUAGGACUUCUCAGUAUGGUUUUGUGUGAUCCAAAAUCCUAACAAAUUUCAGCUGCUCCUGUUUGCCCAGUUGCGUUUCUUCCAACUCCUUGCCAUCUUCAUAAACUUUCUCUGACAACCUAAGAUACUGUAGCACAGCUAAGGAUUUCACCCAGCAGGGUUAAAGAACUGCAUUUCACUUUUUUACAUAAAUAUUGGCUUAAUUAUUUGCUGUCUUAUAUCGCUAAAUGUAUUUAGACUAGCAACUGAAAAACAGAUUUUGAAAUGUUUUCAGUUUCGUUUACAUUCUAAAAUUGCCUACACAAUGUUUUUAGAAUAUAUAAAUAUGUCUAAAAGUCAGUCUGUGAUUUGUUGACAGGCAAUUGCAUAGUUUCAAAAAUUGGAUGGGAACACUUUUUCCUUGCCGAUGCAAAAUACCUCUCGCUGUCUAAGUCAAGGUUUUCCAAGCUCUGGGUUCUGAUGACCAUUGCUGUGCCAUACAACAGGCCAAGAUGCUGAGGAUGUUUUGAGGAAAUUUUUCCUUUGUUCAGUGAUCACCUCUAGGUAACAUCUAUAGUAUUAAUCUUGGUGUCAGACAUAGUACAUUCAAUGUUUUUCAUCAUUAAACAUCUUUUACUACACGAUCUACAGGGUGCUUGAACUUUUUUCUUGUGGGAAAAUCAUUCCAGGUUUGCUGUCUGCUCAACGGGGAAUUCCUUAGUAAAGUGAAACCAGUUGUCUUCCACGUUUUGGGUCUCGGUAUUUUUCCUGGUUUUGCCUCUAAGCACUAGGUGCUCCCAUAAUUCAGUUUCUGGGAAUAAUUAUUGCAAUCUUAACAAGGCCUUAAAGUGCCCUAUAGUCUUAUAUUAAUUUACUGUAAAUAAUUUCCAAUAAUCUAAGUGCUGACAUUUUUUUACACUGCAAAUGCCAUUCCAGAGCAUUUGGGAGGCCAGGGCGACCCUGGAGAGCUGCCCAGAGGGAGGGCGCAGGGGCAGAGGAAAUGGGCUGCAGGUUCCCUGCAACUGCCAAAAGACCUUUUGGGAGGGGAGGUCUCUGUCUGUUUGUUUUUCUUGGUUGAACAU